GUCGGCAACCCUCGCAAAGUUCUUCCAGCGGGUCUCAAGCGGCUUCUGACUCAGAGACAGGCGGCUCCUGCCGCACAAGGGCCUUCCUGGCCGAGCUCAAGGAGGCCGCUUUCACGUUGGGCGACGACUCUGGCUGUGUCACAAGGAAUGCAGCGCCAGGGUGCGGAGGCGUCAGUCGGGGACGUGGUGCCCACGGUCUCUGUCAGGAGCAGCCUUGGACCUCCGUCAUUGACGAGGAGGAGCCGCAGUUGGGGGAGUUCGAGAGCGGGGUUCUGCCCUUGCGGAGCGUCCAGGAGUCCCCGGGCAUGGACAGAUCAAGGACAGAGAGCCGGCAGGCCUCCAAAGGCGAGUCAGACCUCGCAGGACGCAUGGUGUCACCGUCCACACCGCAGAGGGCGCUGCGUACUGACACCCUGUCAGUGGCGGGCAGCUACUGCCCCUCCAUGGCCCCUUCCAUUGCCCCUUCGCCGCACCCGAUGGCUGCAAUGUUGCGGCAAGACUCUUUGAUGCCAGGUGGAUCGCUGAACUUCUCGACCUUUCAUAGCUACGGAGACACAGACAAAGACCGCUUGAGCGUACGCAUCCUGAAUGGCGUGUCCGGAGAAGAGGAAAUCCGAUUCAGCGCGCCGCUCCAGGCUGACUCAGAACAGCAGUUCCUGGCCGCGCUCGACCGGCUAUGCCUGCAACAUGCUGGGCAGCCUCUUGCAGGCCUAAACUGGCUGAGCCGAGAGGGUGAGGCCGACCGCUUCCAGCGACGCACCUGCGAUGUGAGGAUGAUCGAGGAGCUCUUUGAUCAAUGGACACGUGCCAAGGACACGGCUAAAGGAGCUGUGGUGCUGCUUUGCACCAUCCCUGUGCAGCCGCCUUCCGAGUUGCCAAGAGGAAAGGUCCGAUUGAAAGGCGUGGAGCCUAUGCGCGUGAGCUGCGUCCCUCAGGUUCUCCGUCUUGACACUAGCGCUCUGGAGGCUGGGCACGCUUAUAGCGUGGCCUUCACGCAUCAGUGGAGUAACAUGACCUACUCCGCAGAGGCCAAAGUGUUGCCCAGCAACAAGGGCGUCGAGACGAGUGUUCCGUGGCAGAUGCUGAGUGUUUCAAGCAAUGAGGGCCUCUAUGAUGUUCACUUGGUCAUUGACAGCACUUCGAGGUCCGAAAACCGUCGGACGCUGACAGUGGGCUCCUCUGAGAGCGAGGUGGACUCCUCUGCAAAGUCUGAAUCAACCAGCUCCUUUGUUCCGAUUGCGAGGAGCGAGACGUUCGCGCAAGACGCGCGCAACGAAUCCGAGCCUGGGCAGGCUGCUUCUGUCGCACUGAGGCCGUCUCAUGUUGAACCCCAAGGUUUAUAAAGAACCGUUCCAUCAUCUUGGGCGGAGCAGAGCUGCGUUGCGUGAACUGUGGCUGCGGUAACGCAGGAUUGUUGUUGGGGAAUUGGGGAUGGAAGUGCUGUCAAGAACACAGGUUGAGUUGCAACACAGACUUGCGCUUGCGUUUUGCGGCCGCCAUUCAGUCUUUCACACCCAUGCGAAGACACACAGCUUGUCUUUCACAUUUCUCUGCUUGCGCCACGAAAUCCAGAAAAAGCAAGAAGUAAGCCGCACGCCCUUGCAGCGUGUAGAAGAUAGGAUGAUGGCUGCCGUGUCACGGCAGAAAAGAAGGCGUGUGACAAAGACUGGGGUUAUUUGGACCACCAAAACGCAUUUCCUGACAUUCAGGCAACGUUCGAAACUCGAAACUUGCGCGGAAGGAAGGGGUUGUGUGGGAUCCUUACAGGUGGGUGAGCUUCUGCUGCUGCAACCUGCGCCCCGUUGAUCCAUCAUGCCACGGCUUCUAGAGCCUAAAUACAAGUAGGGAGUGUUUGCAGUCGCC
Messenger RNA from Effrenium voratum, 1863 nucleotides. The record is from the annotation of a GenBank genome assembly. NCBI's taxonomy places the organism in Eukaryota, Dinophyceae, Suessiales, Symbiodiniaceae.